AUGAAAGAGCGCGUUAAGCACGAUCUGUGUAAUGGUUCAUGGAACCUGCUGCUGUUUGAGGGCCUACUCGCCUCGGUAGCCGCCGUGUCAUUAUCAUCCAACUCACUCGUGCUGCUGUGUUUCUCCCGAAGCUCGGAGAUCCGCUCCAACGCGCCCGGGCUUAUCAUCCUCAACCUGUCCUUGUGCAACAUCCUCUCCACUGUGAUCAAUGUACCCACAACGCUGCUUGCGCUCUCCAGGAACCAGAAACCGUUCGGGAACACACUUUGCAGUGUAGCGAGCUUUGCGGACACUUUUUUGAUUACAAACGCUAUGCUGAGCAUGGCUGCGCUGGGUGUGGACCGGUGGGCGGCAUUGACAUUUCCUCUUACCUACGCAAGCAGGGUGAGACACAAGCACGCGGCCCUGACAGUGGAUUACGCGUGGGUGGACUCUCUGGCGUUGUCCACCGUGCCCACGCUUUUCGCAUGGACAGAUAGCUCUGUGUACGCGUCGUGCACAGUGCACCUGCAGCAGAUGGAACCCGGGUUCGCCCUCUUCACCGUGGGGUUUCACUGCGCGAGCUUCGCGCUCACGCUUCUCGUUCUCUGCGUCACGUAUAUGAAAGUUCUGAUAGUGGCUCGUUUCCACUGCAAGAGGAUUGACGUCAUUACGGUCCAGACUCUUUUGGUGCUGGUGGACAUUCAUCCGAGUGUAAAACAAAGAUGUGUAAUGGAGCAGAAAAGAGGGAGACAGAAGUCUGUAUUUAUUAGCUCUUUUGUGUUCUGCUUCACUCUGUAUGUCCUAACAAGGUUGGCAGAACUGAUCAGGAUCAACCCACACUGGGGGGUCAUCAGUAAAUGCCUGGUAUACAGCAAGGCUGCAAUGGACCCUUUUGUCUAUUCCUUGCUACAGCAAGAUUGCAGACAGGCAAUUAUUGGAAUGACUAAUACACUUAUGGGACCCAAAUGUUCCUACUAUUUUGAAUACAAUAGUACCACAUAUACAGAAAACGACCACAAAGUGAGCUGGUGAGAUGGUAAAAUUGUGAGAUGGUGAAAUGAUGAGCUGAAUGCUUCAACUUUGGAGAGAAAGAAGGAAAUUUUUCAACCACACUCUGCCCUUUAAUCUUUAUGUAGAAGUCAAACAGAAACACAUAAACAGUACACCACUGGCAGUGUAAUCUCUAUCUACCUCAAUAGCAUAAAUCGUUUCUUAUGCUUUUGUCCAAAUGUUUUGUGGUAUUCAUUAGUGA
Tachysurus vachellii is the source of this 1234-nucleotide messenger RNA. It is a transcript of the gene gpr78a, whose product is annotated as G protein-coupled receptor 78a. Gene Ontology annotation, biological process: adenylate cyclase-activating G protein-coupled receptor signaling pathway. Gene Ontology annotation, cellular component: membrane. The record is from RefSeq and is a predicted model, not a curated record. Gene Ontology annotation, molecular function: G protein-coupled receptor activity. NCBI's taxonomy places the organism in Eukaryota, Metazoa, Chordata, Actinopteri, Siluriformes, Bagridae.